Photinus pyralis (common eastern firefly) is the source of this 1279-nucleotide messenger RNA. RefSeq names its product replication factor C subunit 4. Gene Ontology annotation, biological process: DNA repair; DNA-templated DNA replication. Bases 113 to 1192 code for a protein of 359 amino acids. Gene Ontology annotation, molecular function: ATP hydrolysis activity; ATP binding; DNA binding. NCBI's taxonomy places the organism in Eukaryota, Metazoa, Arthropoda, Insecta, Coleoptera, Lampyridae. The transcript has 7 exons. Gene Ontology annotation, cellular component: nucleus; DNA replication factor C complex. The record is from RefSeq and is a predicted model, not a curated record.
UUUAGGUUAUAAACUAUGGCAUUUGGCGGGAUUCCUGAAUCCUGAUUUGUUUCUGCAAUUUUAUAGUGUUGGUUAUGUGGUGUGUAUUUUCGUUAUAAUAAAACAGUUUAAAAUGGAGUCAUUUCUCAAGUCUGGAAAGUUGGGCAGUAGUACAACAAAAGUAGAUAAGAGUAGUCAUGCAAAUAAUGAAACUUCAAAGAAAAAAAGAUCAGUUCCUUGGAUCGAGAAAUAUCGGCCACGAACAGUUUCGGAUAUAGUUGAACAAAAUGAGGCCGUGCAAGUUUUAGAACAGUGCAUUGCAGGAGCCGAUCUGCCUAAUUUACUCUUUUAUGGACCUCCAGGUACAGGUAAAACAAGCACUGUUUUGGCAGCCGCACGGCAGCUGUUUGGAGACAUGUAUAAAGAUCGUAUACUAGAGCUGAAUGCAUCUGAUGAACGUGGCAUUCAAGUAAUUCGUGAUAAAGUGAAAACGUUUGCACAAUUAACUGCUAGUGCAGUUCGUCAUGAUGGAAAACCUUGCCCUCCGUUCAAAAUAAUCAUACUAGAUGAGGCUGACUCCUUAACAAACGCAGCACAGGCUGCUCUCAGAAGGACAAUGGAAAAAGAAUCUAAAACUACACGAUUUUGUUUAAUAUGUAAUUAUGUGUCAAGAAUCAUUGAACCUUUAACUUCGAGGUGUACGAAAUUUCAGUUUAAACCGCUGGAUGAGUCCAAGAUACUUGAAAGAUUGCAACACAUUGCCAAAGAGGAAAGUUUGCAAAUAGAUUCUGAUGUUCUAAAUGCUCUAGUGAAAACUAGCGGCGGAGAUAUGAGGCGUGCAACCACAUCUCUUCAAAGUUGUUCCACAUUAAAAGGGAAAGACACAACCAUCAGUAUGCAGGAUGUCUAUGAGAUUACUGGAGUGGUUCCCGAACAAUGGAUCAAAAAUUAUUUGCAGGCAUGUAAAUCAAACGAUUAUUCAAAAUUAGAGGUUUUUAUUGAAACAUUUAUUUUGGAAGCAUAUACUGCUUCACAGAUUUUGAAACAGAUGAAUGAAUUCAUUGUAAAUACAGAUGAAUUUAAUGAUAAGCAGAAAGCGAUAAUUGGUGAAAAGUUAGGGACUGUGAGUUAUCGUUUACAGGAUGGUGGUUCCGAAUACAUCCAAUUGCUUGAUUUGGGAUGUGCCAUUAUGAUCGAAUAUUCUAAAACUUGAUAAACAGUUUCUUGGCAUAUUUAUUUUAAACUUUGCAUUUUUUUUGUAAUUAAUGAGUUUCAAAAAAAAAACUUUGGUUUAACCUUG